Molecule: messenger RNA, 693 nt
Organism: Populus euphratica (Euphrates poplar)
Lineage: Eukaryota; Viridiplantae; Streptophyta; Magnoliopsida; Malpighiales; Salicaceae
Exons: 4
Coding region: 1-693 (230 amino acids)
Source: RefSeq, a predicted model, not a curated record
AUGGAUUUGGAAGGAAUUGAUAUCAAAGCUAUUGGCCUCAGCAUUCUUGUUCUCAAUUCAGUGUCGUGCUCGGUAUAUAUGAAAAUUAAUACUCCGAGUCUCGUGGAGUUUGGAUUUUGUUCUGAUGGUGGUCUUGUCCAAAAAAGCACGCAAAUCCAUUCCAGGAUCAUAGAUUUUCUUGAGCGUUGCUGUGGCCUCUUGCAGCAGCAAAACCCUAAUAAUGGUUUUGUGAAGUGCUCCAAUCCAUUUGGGCAGUUGCAUGCUCUAUCUAUCAGUUUAGCUUUGGACAGUCAAAUGGAACAACACAUCUUAGAUCACAUCUUCAGACUAUGCACCCAUUUGCAGAGACUCGGUAUCAGUAUUCCACCCAAAAAUUUGGGGCCUUCCGACUGGGAGUUACCAUAUCCUACUUCAAUGUUCUGGGAGAAAAGGGAGCUGCAUGAUAGCAUCACACAUAGCCUGAAGUUGGUGAAGAUAAAAGGAUUCUGUGGGAAAAAGGAGGAGAUCAUUUUUGCUAAACAUCUCUUAAGAAAGGCUCCCAUGCUGAGGAGAUUUGUGAUUGAAUGUGACGAGAACUGCUCAGAGAUAGGAGCAAGGGAAACUUUAGGCUUACCACUCGAGCCAAGGGCCUCCAUCAGUCUCUCUAUAGUCUUGAAGCCGCAGGCCAGUGCUGCCGGUUGUGCUACUGUGUGA